AACUGCUGCUACAACGGUUUUACUCCAGAAAUAUCAUUUAUUUGUAAACAAAUAAUAAGUUCAUUACAAACAAUAACGAAAUACGACUAUUUGACAGAGAAGUUCUUGUUAAUAUAGUUUAUUGAAUGUAAAUAUGUAGUAAUACCCGUUUUUGUUUCAAAAAUUCACCAGCUUCAGAUCAUAUAAGUCAAGCAGAAAUAUAAUUAUACUUGAAUUGAAAUCAUUACUUGAAAACGAAAGCUUCAGAUUUAAUUUCAACAUAUCUUUUAGUUUAUUAAGUGUUUUACUAAUUGAAUAACUGAUUAUUUAUUUUCUAAGUAUUGAUAUAUCGACUUUGAAGUAAUAUAAUUAUCCUGUGAGUGUAAAGAAAAGAAAUAUAACAAUGUUUACAUCAAUUUCGAACCCGACAUUGUCGAGUAAUGCUGAAAAUAUUAUGUCAUCACGAUCAGCAAAAGCUGUGAAUGGAAAACCCAAAGGGUUAUCAAUAAGGUCAGAAUCAGAUCGAAAUAUUUCUUGUUCUGGCUUUAAAAAUUUAGAAACUCCAAAAAAAGAUUCGACGUCCAAGACUUUGAAAGUUAUUCGGGAAAAACAGAAAAGCGGGCUUUCACCAGUAUCAAAAUCACCUCAUUCUUUUGGUAGAAAGAAGUUUGGUGAAGAAUUUAUAUUCAAGAAACCUAGUACUCCGAUUCCACUUGGCAAAAAAAAUAUUAUUAAAGAGCCAGAAACUUUAGCUGGAGGUUAUUAUGAUCAGGAAAAAGAAUUUAAUCAAAAUUUAGAUAACGUUGGACUAGAUAAAGAAUUUACGGCAUUAAUCUUAUCUCGUAUUAAUUGCACUAUUAAGCCGUUUGAAGAUGAUUGCUUAUCCGAGCCUGAAAUAUUGGAUACACCAGAAGUCGUUGAUCAUCUGAAAAAUAUUUUUGAUUUCUCAAAAUGUUCUCCAAAGAAGAUUAAUGGUCCAGAAUUACCAGAACUAUCUCCUCUAUAAAUGAAUACUUUAAAUAUUUAAAGAAUAUUUUUUUACUGCUUAAAUCAUAAGUGUUAUUAAUCAAUUUGUGAAAUAUUUUAAGGUUUUUUAUAUUCAUGAUUAUUUAUUUGUAGUUUUGUAAUAAAAUGA
Molecule: messenger RNA, 1114 nt
Organism: Chelonus insularis
Lineage: Eukaryota; Metazoa; Arthropoda; Insecta; Hymenoptera; Braconidae
Exons: 4
Coding region: 383-985 (200 amino acids)
Source: RefSeq, a predicted model, not a curated record